Humulus lupulus (European hop) is the source of this 4014-nucleotide messenger RNA. RefSeq lists its product as uncharacterized. NCBI's taxonomy places the organism in Eukaryota, Viridiplantae, Streptophyta, Magnoliopsida, Rosales, Cannabaceae. The transcript has 2 exons. Bases 2975 to 3640 code for a protein of 221 amino acids. The record is from RefSeq and is a predicted model, not a curated record.
UUCUGUUGAUGUUGAAAAUUUGCUUGGGUAAUUUGGAAAUUGAUCUUUCUUUUUCGGUGGCUUUAACUCCCUUCUUCAAUUGAAAUCUUGAAUCUUCGAAGUGAAUCAAAGCGCCAGGGAUUACUUGCAAGAAAAUUCUCUGAUUCCUAAGUCAGUUGAGUGUUUAUUUAAGCAGAAUAAUAGUAGAAAAAUCAGAGUUGCAUUUGUUGUUCCCAACAUUGGCUAUUUAUAGCAAUUGAGAGGAGAGUUAUGGAUUAGGUGGAGAAAUGUGAUUGGUCGUUGAAUAACCAACUUUCUCACCUCUAAUUUUCCUCCUCUUUAAAGAUUAUAUUAAAAACAAGUAAGAAUUCCCUUCCACUUUUGUUGGAAGGGCUUACUUCCACUUCUACGCAGAAGCGGUCCUUAUAUUUGUUUAAAUAACUACCUACUUGAACACACCGUAUCAAGCUUUUUCAAUAGAAAUGACUAAUUAGGCCGGCUAAAAAGCUUCGAGCCCAAUGUCAUACGACAAAUUUGGUAUUAGGCUCAAUGCGACAUUUUUUGGGUUCCAAAAAUUGCCCCUCGGCCCAUAUCCGGUCGUUCUGUGGACGCAGAUGUGAGCCUAUCAUUGUGAAUGAUAAUUCCAAAAAUGCCCAUGGUCUAAUCAUGCCUUAAACAUUUAUUGCUUAUAACCAUGGUCUGUUCGAUUUCAGCGAUCACAUCCCAUGUUCCCGAGAAUUGAGGAUUAAUGGGGAACACCCACAACUGUUGGCGAUUUAGCUUCCCUCGUUAUUUGAAAUGGGAAAAUAAAAGGUCGCUUCUUCCUCUCUUCUUCUUAGUCGACUCUUCAACUAGACUUUCUCUCAGUCCUUUCUCUCUCAAGAACUUCGUAAAGCUUAAACACUUUUUACUGCAAAAAAUUGUCAAUUAUGGCUUGCAGACUGUCUUUAGAACCUAAUCCGAAGAAGAAUUACCAUACGACUCUUGAUCAUUUGCUCGCGGACUAUGACAUACUUGAGAAUGCCUCGAUUCGCAAACUCACGGAGAGCGAAUUGUGUAAUUGGUGACACAAAGAUGUCGUUAAACCAAGCGAAAUAAUACUUGGUUCCAAGCACAUUGAAUAUCUCUGUUUCCCUCUCCCUGCAACCAUUGAACAUAUUUUUUCCGGCUACAAGACGCACAUUUGUCAAUUCAUGCCAAACGCUGUCCAGGCGAUAGUUGGGGCACACAUGCUUGACGCCAUGCAAGGCCUUUCGAUCGGUUCAGGUGACAUUUAUGCCGCCUUCACCAAAUCUAAUAAUAAGUCUUCCGAGAACAGGUCAUGGAAGACAUUUUACUUGUCUCCCAGGAAGGAUAGAUACAUCUUUACUGAUUGUGACAGCUCCAACAAAUUCCAACAAGAACUAGAAUGAAUAUGUUUGUGGUCGGCAGGGAAUGGUACCCCAGAUUCCUACCUCGCAACAUAUCGCCACUUGCCAGAACUUUCAUGAUUGGUAAGCUUCGAAUUUUAGUAUCUUCAAUUUUAUUUUAAUUGCCAAAAUCAAGAGCUAUGUUAUGCUGUUUUCGACAGCGAGUUUGCUUUAGCAUAUUCAUACUUGUAUGUCCAAAUUCUUUGAAUUUAGUUGUGUUUUUCUUUUGCUUAUUUUUUUUGCUCCAGAUUGUUUCUGGCCGAUUGUCAAAAUUAGUGAUGAAAGGGACAACCUUUUGAUGCAAAGAGGUUUCUUUCACGAGUCUAAAGAUUCAGCCAUCAGUAUCUAGACAGUUUGCAACCCAUACUGCAUGCAUAUUAUGCUGCGCUUGUGCUUUACAACCGAUAUGGACCCCAAUGUUGCUAUGGUUCGAGCCAUGUGGGGCGAUUGUAAGGAGGCGGAUGUCCUCAAGGCGUGUGAGGAUUUGAUGAAGAGGUUCACUUCUCGCCCCCUACCAUCUUAUGCCCUUUCGCCCUUUGAUGAAGAGAUCGAGAGGACGGUUUCUAAGACCCAAGCGACACAUGAAAGGUACUGCUCAGCUCCGGAGGCCAGAAGCAGAAGAGCGUCUUCCGUGGAAAUUCCCAAAGCUGCCCUCAAUAUUAGUGUUGGGAAUAUCUGCUUAGUUAAUUUUUGAGCCCUGCCAUCCCAAAAGGUGUUACCCCAACAAGCUGCGGGUUCAUUCAAGCCCAAAAAGAAAAGGAAAACCCCGCCCGCAGGUUUCAAUGAGGAUUCUGACGACGGGGCUGUGUUGGCUUCCCAAUUUAAGUUUUUGAGGAGAGAAACUACUAGCCCAUCGACCAACAAAUCUCUUGGUGCAGGUUCUAGUCCUGCGCCUCGUAUAUUGUCAAGUUCUAUCAUAGCAUCCGCUAGCCAGAAAAGGCGACCCGAAUGUACUAACCAAGUUGCUAUCCAUGUUUUGGGGGUGUUAAGUGCCCCUCAAGUAGCUUCCGUCACUCGUGAUUCUAUGGGGGUGUCCCCUAGUUUAAUUCUAGGGCAUCCGCCAGUAUCCAAAUCCCCAAGUGUGGGGUCUUCUCAAGUUUCUGAAUGUCCUGCCAUAAUAGUUCCCGUGACCGCUGCCUCUGCCCCUACUAUUUGCUUACCAUCUACCCCUUGAGUAUCUACUGCUGGGAUUCCGACUCCUGCAAUUUUGGGUGGUGCCCCUGUCUUGCAAACUGCCCCUUCUGAAGGUUUUGGUGCAGUUAAAAAGGGCUCGAUUUCUUUAAAGAAGAGUCGUUUCCUUGAUAAUUUGUUUGCUAGUGUUGAGGAAUCUCCAGGGCGGGAAAGACAGAUGGUUGCUCUAGGAGUGAUGUUUCGGAGGGGAGCUCUGCUAUUGAAACUUCUUCUGUCCAGUCGCCACCACUACUCCCCCUUUCUUCAGGUUUUGAUUCACCAACUGAAUUUUUGAAUCAACUUGGUUCGACUGUGGUGAGCACCCCAUCUUCUUACCAAGCGAGCUAGAUUGUGAUGAAGAAGGGAAUGUUGAUGUGAUUGUGGUUGUGAGUGAACCUGAGAGGCAAAAGACUCAGAUGGACGUUGUUGCCCUUGCUGUGCCCAGUGGUUCUAAUGUAAGUUCUUCGCCAGGGGUCAUACCUAUGCCAAGCAUAGUUAUGUCCCUUCCUCCUUUGCCCCAAGUGGAAGCUGUGAGUGUUGUGGCGGAAGUGCCCGCCAUACCAUCAAAGGUUAGUGAAGCAGUUAUGCUUGGUGCCCUUCUUGCCUUUAUGCUUGAUAGAAGGGUAGUGGCAGUUAUGGCCAAUAGAAGAGAUGGUGUGGUGGCACGUGACCUUAAGGAGAAGGACAUUCUUCGGGCAGCAGUUGUGCAUUUCCCAUGUGAAUUGGUGAGGCACAUGGAUGACGUCUGCAAGGCGAAAGAAGCGAUGCGUGAAUAUCUAAUAUUGGGCUGCUUUUAUUCAAACGUCCUUGAACGUCACAAUUUAGUCAGCAAAGGACAGUGGAAAGUGGUGACGGAGGACCAAGGGAGGAGAACUAUGGAACUAGAGGCCCAGUUGGCGGAGGCUCGUUGGGCUUUGGAGCAGGAGAAGGAGCAAAGGUUAAAGAAUGAGAAGUUAGUUGAAGAGAUGGCGAAAAGGCAGAUAGCCGUGCGACGGAGCUGGCUAAUAUGGAAAUGGAAAAGAAGAAGGCUGAGGAGGACAAGUUGGAGGUCCAAAAGAAAUUGGAGUCCACGGAGGAAUUAGUGCAGAUUGUAAGAGGGAAAGUUGAUGAGGCGGACAAGCUUUGUAGUGCUGCACUUGCAGAAAAGGAUGCAACGACUCUGGCUCUGGGCGGAUUUGCAAGAGAAGUUGAAAGUGGCAAAGGGAUAGGUCAAUGACCUUCUGCAAGAUAUCAAACAAGUCCACAUUGAGAAGACUUGGGAGCGUAUACUUGAUUGAGAAAUUGCAGAGAAAGUGAAUAUCCAGAUUGGGGAACUGGAAUUGGCCAAGUAUGUGGAUGCCAUUUUGAAUGAUGACAAACGGUCGCUCGCACUGAAGAGGGGCAUGCUUGUGCAAUACUGUGAGUCAUUUAACAUUGUUCUUGGCAAUUAUCAUCUGGAACAUUAUUUGUGGGACUU